Haliotis rufescens (red abalone) is the source of this 1581-nucleotide messenger RNA. RefSeq lists its product as uncharacterized. The record is from RefSeq and is a predicted model, not a curated record. The transcript is spliced from 5 exons. Bases 223 to 1353 code for a protein of 376 amino acids. NCBI's taxonomy places the organism in Eukaryota, Metazoa, Mollusca, Gastropoda, Lepetellida, Haliotidae.
UACCUGGUCUGUGGUUGUUUUGAUCCAACAUUUGUUCACCAGUUGUGACAUGUUUUCCCGCUAGUGUUCUUGAAAUAGUUUAUAGAGACACCGCCGUGGCGACAUGAUAACAUAAAACAUGUACACCCACUGUCGGCUUCAUGUUGCAAUGGUUACAGAGUGAUUGACGGGGGCUUGCAAAGAAGGCGCAUUCAGCUUUGUUAAUGCUAGGAUGCUGAUGACAUGUCAUCACUGGGUUCAGAAACCGCUAAGAAGUAUAUAGAUGGUUGCACAAAAUGUGAGGCGGUAGGACAAUCAUACAUGUCUCAAUACAACAGUGCUAAAUGCAUCCUUCUUCACACCGAACGGGGUAUCAUUUGUGCUGGAAAGAAAUCUGGACAACUUUUAGAAAAGAAAAAGAAAACUCUUGACAGACUAGGGAAGGUAGUCUCAGCUUUGAGGAACAGCGGAGGGGGUCAUGUUCUGAUUCACGUAGAGGGUCAAAUACCUGAGGACAGGUGUCUGGAACAGUUUGAUGAGUUCAUCACCAGGAGUCUGUCUGAUCUCAUUGAUGACGGAGAGUUAUAUGUAGACACAUACAGGCGACAUUGGCUCUCUGAUAUACAUGAGUUUCAAGGUCAUGCGGACUACGUUUUAGUGAGCGUGAAGGAAACGAAUCGGAUAGCUACUGUGGAUUUUAACACGAAAGUGAGGAACGAUAUUGAAAACGUAUCAGUAACUUCCGCCAGUUUGGCUCUGUGCAUGAUCGAUAGACAGAAUAACACACAUACCAAGAAACCCAAGAUAAAAGGUUUAUUUGAGAAUAUUCAGGAUCUCCAUGAAAGCAGAAAUAUUGAGAUCAAGCGUUUCCAUAUUAGCAAACUGAAGAAUCAAGUAACAAAGCAAAUUUCUAGAAGUCUGUCGGAUUUCGUAGAUUAUAUAUGGCAUGAUCUCAAACUUAAGGAUAAUCUGACCUCUAUGUCCAAGGUUGAGGGAGGUGGGUCAUACUAUGUUGGGAUAAGUGAGGACACUCUGGAAAUUGAGAGUUACAGAACCAAACUUCUUAACAUUGAUGGGUUUUGCAUGACAUUUGAAGAAUCUGAGUUCAUCAGAGCCAUUAAAGCUAAACUUCAAAGUGACACAAUAGCCUUACAGAAGGACACAUUCCGUUGUGUCCCUGACGAUUUGAUUGAAGUGCGGUUAUAUCCACUACCUGGAAAUGAGAGGCGUGUUCUAGAGAUAGCUGUGCGAUAUUAUGAUGUGAUUAUCUUCAAUGACAAGGACGGACCAAGGGCAUAUGAAGUGAAGGACAAGGCUAUACAUCGGAUGGACAAAGCGACCUGGUUAGGGCGUUUUAAAGCCGGAAAUAAAUAAUUUAAGGGACGUUCAACAUGGCAGAGCAGUUGGAGUUUCCCAGCAAGACGAGUGACAGUGACGAGAGUGAUGACUCCAGUGUGCCCAGCAGGUGAUAUGCUCCCUUUAAGAAGUGUCUCUAUAACAGACCAAAGGAAAAUAGUGAGAAUUCUAUCAGAUGAAUCGGGACAAUCAUUCUUUGGCAUCUUCCCGGCCGUUAUUGAAGGCAUUCUCACCACAAAAUAUGCC